GCAGCACAGUUCAGAAUCAACCCACACACACACACACACACACACACACACACACACACUGUCUCUGUUUCAAACACACUCAUGGAUUAUUACCGGCUUCUUCUUCUUCUGCUGUCGACCUGCAGCUUCCUGCCAGAUCUUCAGCUCUGCUUCAACUUCGACACGAAGAACUUCAAGAUCUUCCACGGCUCUAAAGAAAACCAGUUCGGUUAUACGGUCCAACAGCACGAGGCGGGAGGACGGCAGUGGUUGCUGGUCGGAUCUCCGUUUGAGUCCACGGGGAAGCAGCAGACUGGUGAUGUGUUCAGGUGUCCGCUGGACACCAGGAACUCUGUAAACUGCAGCCGGCUGCACCUGGGGAAACUUUCUUUGGACAACGUGUCUGAGAGGAAAGACAAGAUGAGGCUGGGCAUGACGCUGACCUCCAACCCCAAAGACAACAGCUUUGUGACCUGCGGUCCGCUCUGGUCUCAUGAAUGUGGAAGCUCGUUGUACAGCACAGGAAUCUGCUCCAGAGUCAGUCGGAACUUCAGACUGUCCCACACCAUCGCACCCGCCCUGCAGAGGUGUGAGACGUUCAUGGACAUCGUGAUUGUUCUGGAUGGCUCUAACUCCAUCUACCCAUGGUAUGAGGUCCAAGACUUCCUCAUCAACAUCCUGCAGAAGUUCUACAUCGGCCCAGGUCAGACGCAGGUGGGUGUCAUUCAGUAUGGCUCCACAGUAGUCCAUGAGUUCAGUCUGGGUGAGUACCAGACCGUGGAGGAGGUGGUGGAGGCUGCGAGGAACAUCGAUCAGCGGGGUGGCGAGGAGACGAGGACGGCGCUGGGCAUCAAUGUUGCACGGUCGGAGGCGUUCAAACGUGGCGGCCGGCCCGGCGCUCAGAAGGUGAUGAUCGUGAUCACAGAUGGAGAAUCUCACGACAGUCCACAGCUACAGCAGGCCGUCCCCGACAGCAAGGAAGACAACAUCACCAUGUACGCCAUCGCUGUUCUGGGUUAUUACAACCGUCGGGGAAUCAACCCUGAAGCUUUUCUAAAGGAAAUCAAGUUCAUCGCUAGCGACCCGGAUGACAAACACUUCUUCAAAGUGACAGACGAAUCGGCGCUGAAAGAUAUUGUGGACGCACUGGGAGAGAGGAUUUUCUCUCUGGAAGGAACCAGCAGUCAGGGUCGAGGGUUCGGUCUGCAGAUGGCUCAGGCUGGAUUCUCAUCACAUUUAGUCAAAGAUGGGAUCCUGCUCGGGGCGGUGGGCGCCUACAACUGGAACGGUGCCGUGCUGAAGGAGACUAAACAUGGAAAAGUCGUUCCACCAAAAUCCUCCUACAAGGACGAGUUUCCAGAGGAGCUGAUGAACCACGGAGCGUAUCUGGGUUACUCGGUGGGUUCACUCAUUUCGUCUCGUGGAUCUCAGCUCUACGUGGCCGGAGCGCCGAGGUUCAACCACACCGGUAAAGUCAUCGUGUUCACCCUGAAGAACACCGGAAACCUGACCAUCCUGGAGGCGCUGCUGGGAGAACAGAUCGGUUCGUAUUUCGGCAGUGAGUUGUUAUCGAUGGACAUAAACGGCGACGGACACACCGACGUCCUCCUCGUGGCAGCACCCAUGUUUUACAGCGAGGGCUGGGAGAAAGGGAAGGUUUACAUCUACACUGUUACUCCACAGACAUCGUUCAUCCUGCAGGGGGCGCUGGAGUUUUCUGACCGCUCUCAGAACUCCCGUUUGGGUUCGGCAUUGGCCCAGAUACCCGACAUGAACGGGGACGGGUUCAGGGAGCUGGUGGUUGGAGCACCACUGGAGGACGACCACCAAGGGGCGGUCUACGUAUUUUAUGGACAAGACAAAACCAUACAGCACCAGUACAGACAGCGUCUGUCUGCGGCCGGCUUUAAUGCAGGUCUGCAGUAUUUCGGUCAAAGUCUUCACGGUGUUUUGGAUGUCAAUGGAGACGGGCUUGUGGACCUCGCAGUGGGAGCUCUGGGAGCUGCUGUCAUCAUCUGGUCUCGCGGCGUGGUGCGGAUUCAGGCCAAGCUGAUCUUUGAACCAGAGAAGGUGAACGUCUUUAACAAAGACUGUCGGCGAGGAGGGAAGGAGGUCACCUGCAUGUCUGUCAUCGUCUGUCUGAGUCUGGAGCCCAGGACCAAGACCAAGACCAAGAACAGGACGGAUGUUGGUGUUUGGUACAGCCUGGCUUUGGAUGAGAGACGUUUUCCUCCUCGAGCUGUCCUCGAUGAGUUGGACCGUCAGCAGAGGAGGAGUCUGGUUCUUCAGACUGGAGGAGGUCCGAGCUGCCAGCGCCUCGGGUUCUCGAUCCAGGAGACGACUGAUUACGGACGUCCCAUCGCGGUUGUCCUGGAGACGGGGCAGCAGAACCUGGACGAGGGCCCGGUGUUGGACCCGGACUGGCCGAGCGUCCUAAGGACGGAGCUUCCCUUCUGGAACGGCUGCGAGCAGGAGGACACCUGCGUGCCGGACCUGGUCCUGCACGGCCACACGGACCUCACGGACGUCCAGAGCUUCUGCAGCUCCAAGGACCGAGACACCUGGUCGCUCUGCGGCCACCAGAGGGCGUCGGAGGAGGACUCGGUGUACGUGGUGGAGACCGGGCGGAGGAGGGUGGUGGUGUCGGCCCGACUGGAGAACCAGGGAGAGAACGCGUACGGAGCCAACAUCCACAUCUCCACCUCCUCCAACCUCCUCUUCUCCAGCCUCAUAGUCAAGGACCAAUCAGAUAUUCAGAUCGAGUGUUUCUCUGAGGACAGGCUGGCCAAUCAGAGGAGGUGUAACAUCAGCGCUCCAUUCAUGAAGUCCUUGUCGCAGGUAUCUUUCCGUCUGGAGUUUGAGUUCAGCCGCUCGGUCUUUCUGGAUCACGCACGGGUCGUCAUGACGACCAGCAGUGAUGGAGAAGACGGUUACCCCGACGACAACACCAACGACAUCUUCCUCCCUCUGAAGUACCAAACCGACCUCCUCUUCACCAGAGAUCCGAACCCUCCUCGUUUUGAGAUCAGAUCCGACAGCUCUUCUUCUUCUUCAUCGUGGGAUCUGCAGGACAGCAGCUCUCCGACCUUCAACCUCACUUAUUACAUCCAGAACCUCGGCAUCUUCUCAGUGCAGGACAUUGUGUUCAAGGCUGAUAUCUGGGCUGUGACCAGGAAGAGGAACCAGCUGGUGAACAUCACAGACUACAGCAUCGAGCAGGUCGCCGGCUCUCACUGCACGCUGCAUCAACCCAGAACAACCAAUGAGGUCACAGCUGAGGACCUGUCUCACCUGUCUCAGCUGAAUCACAGUAACAGCGCCAGUCUGCCGGUCCAGUGCCGCCUGAACCUGCCGGCCUCCAGAGAGCUGAAGGUGACGCUCAGAGGAAGACUUCAGCUUCCCGCCCUGCUCGCUGUGAGCUUCAGGUCUCUGGAGGUACUGACGGCGGCCUCCAUCCAGCUGGAAGCAUCCAGUGUGAUGUUCCUGCAGGAGGACCGACCCGUCCGGAAGAUAAUCCUGGAGCUCAGGAAAGAGGAGGAUUACAUCAUCCCAUUCUGGAUUAUACUGGGGAGCUCGCUGGGAGGUCUGCUGCUGCUGGCUUUACUGGUGCUGGCCCUGUGGAAGCUUGGCUUCUUCAACAGACAGAGGAGACAGGAAGAGGAGGAGCAGCCUGUAGCCAAUGGGAAGGCAGCAGAGGAGUUAUAACGUGUUGGCGUCGACGAUGCCACGUUCGCUCGCUCUUCGCUGACUCAGAGUCACAACACAACAAAGUCAUAAACUUUAAGGCUACACGAGUUGGUGAGGAGCACCUGAACGCAUCGCGAGCUGCCACCUGUCACUCAGGGACCCUGAUGCCCCGCCCCCGACUCGAUCAGCCAAUCAGAACACAGCCCUUUAAUCACAAGACUGUGGACGCAGUGAGAAGACUCUUCAGUAAAAUGAAUAUGAUGCGACGGCAGAUGUAGAAACUGUUUUGAGUGUGCUUAGGUAGCUAGCUGUUAAUUAACAAACCACGCCCACAACUCCCAGAUUAAUUAAUGAACCAGCCAAUCAGCAAACAAGAAAACUCACCAACCACAAGAGGACGUUAAAGUCUACCGCCAACACCAUGAGUUAGCAUCUGCGUUUAACUUCCAGUGAACACAAUCAGACCAGAACCAGAACCUCUGAACCAGCAGUGUCCAGUCUAACAGUGAACACAGCGACAGAACCUCUGAACCGGCAGUGUCCAGUCUAACAGUGAACACAUCAACGUUGUUCCCUGUUGGUCUCAGAGGCUAUGCUCCAACCCGGUCCGGUCUGGCUGCUAAGCCCGGUUCUGUUAGAAUUUAAUAGCAGCUAAUUAGCGGUUAGCUACUUUAGUGAGUGAUUAUAAAAGUGAAAAGUGUUUGAUGGGUUCAGCAGAAUAAUACCGACGAUGGCUGAUUUUAUUUUCCUUUUUCAUACUAAUGGAAACUGUAAAUGCAUCUUAUGAACACGUAUUGUAUUUUAUUUUUUUUCCAAACUUGUAUCUGAUGCACUUUUGUUGUAUAAAGCCAAACUUGAACUCUUUGUAAAUAUAUUCCGUAUGAAUGAAGAAAUAAGGAUAGUGGCAUUAAAGUUUGAGGCGAGGCCGCGGGGUGUGCACGCUCGCUGCCUCCACAUGUUCACUAUUAGUGUCAGUGUCAGAAUAAAGACGACAAACACCAA
Messenger RNA from Larimichthys crocea (large yellow croaker), 4668 nucleotides. RefSeq names its product integrin, alpha 11b (gene itga11b). Bases 82 to 3684 code for a protein of 1200 amino acids. Gene Ontology annotation, cellular component: external side of plasma membrane; integrin complex. Gene Ontology annotation, biological process: cell-matrix adhesion; cell-cell adhesion; integrin-mediated signaling pathway. Gene Ontology annotation, molecular function: integrin binding. The transcript is spliced from 30 exons. The record is from RefSeq and is a predicted model, not a curated record. NCBI's taxonomy places the organism in Eukaryota, Metazoa, Chordata, Actinopteri, Sciaenidae.